CAACUUGUCAUUCCGAGUGUGAUCAGACCAUUCUUGUUAGAUAGUUAAAAGUCAGACUAAGCAAGUUUGACAGCAUUUACCCCGCUUUAUAGUUUGCACUUUAAGAGUUUGAAAAGGUUUAAAUAAAGCUCGUUUUGCAACAAUCUUUCUUCUGCACCACCAACAUCACUGCUAAUCAUUCUUCGAUCCCUCUUCUUAACAAACUUUAUUGCAAUCAAUCAUGCCUUUCGUUCACAUCGUAUUGGUUAAGAUCAAGAACAGCGAAAGCCUCGAAAGCUUAAAGGCUGAAGCUCAAACUUUUGAGAAAAAGGAAGAGAUCAAGAAUCUUGCCGAACACGUUACUUGGGGACCACCAGUCUACACUGAUCGUGCCAAAGGCUUCGAUUACGGCUUGUACUCUGUCUUCAAAGACAAGGCCAAGUAUGAAGAAUACCGCGAUCUUCCAUACCACAAAGAAUGGAUUUCAAGCAAAGUCGUACCUAAUGUCGAAGACAUUAUUGCAUACGACUUUGAAUACUGAUCGGCUCGAUAUAAGAUUGGCUGCCUUUUGAGUUCUAAAUGACAACAAAUUGUCCUAAUAAUCCCCAAAUGUUAUCCAUUAUACAUGAGUUUGUGUAUGAAUCGAAUCAAUUAUCCAUUAUAAACCUCUU
Messenger RNA from Meira miltonrushii, 650 nucleotides. RefSeq lists its product as uncharacterized. The transcript has 6 exons. Lineage: Eukaryota; Fungi; Basidiomycota; Exobasidiomycetes; Exobasidiales; Brachybasidiaceae. The coding region runs from base 221 to 520 and encodes 99 amino acids. The record is from RefSeq and is a predicted model, not a curated record.